This is a messenger RNA of Daphnia pulex (common water flea), 6301 nucleotides long. RefSeq names its product protein patched-like (gene ptc). Gene Ontology annotation, biological process: smoothened signaling pathway. The transcript is spliced from 11 exons. Lineage: Eukaryota; Metazoa; Arthropoda; Branchiopoda; Diplostraca; Daphniidae. Gene Ontology annotation, molecular function: smoothened binding; hedgehog family protein binding; hedgehog receptor activity. Gene Ontology annotation, cellular component: plasma membrane. The record is from RefSeq and is a predicted model, not a curated record. Bases 600 to 4655 code for a protein of 1351 amino acids.
CUCCUCGAGUUUUCAGUCGACAAGCAGGAAGCUACAAGAAGAGUCGUGUGUCUCUUUCUCUGAAACACACACACACAAACCGAGUGUGAAAUAUCUAUAUUUUUUUCUUCCAAAGUGUGUGUGAAUUUGAAGAAAUUUAGUGUGUGAACGAAACAAGAAUUUUCAAGUCCCCAACCAAAAGAAACUCGAAAGAACGACGACAUUUUCUGGUUUCUAUCACCAACACGGAUUAACCAAAAAGACGACGACGACGGAUGGUGUUCGUCCCCUAACAAUUUCUUCCACAGUGUGUUGUUGUGCCGUUAGAAUCAGCCAUUUCUUUUCUAUUUUCCUCCCCCUAGAAAUUUGUUCGGUGUGUCACGAAAUUUCGCCCCAUGGUUGUGUGUUGUUUAGCCCGUCAUGAAACGAGGCCAUGUUAGGCUGCUGGUCGGUUGCGACCGCUGCUGGUGAUCAUCAUCGUCAAAGUUGUUGUUGUUGUUGUUGUUGUUCAGUGCCGCAGCCGCCGAGUGUGUUUCCGUUGAAAUCGCCCGACGUGUCGGGAGACGAGGAAUUGCUUGCAGACGAAAACGAAUCAUCACGAACGGCGCUGUAGUAGUGUCAUGGCCAUAACGAUGCACUCGCACGCCGCAAUGGAGAAAUCGAAUGGCGGAUGCUCGAAAACUUCUUCACUGACACCUCAAGACGCUUACGCGGCACUCUGCACCAGCAGCAGCGUCGAUUCCGACUUGUUGACCAGGACGAGCUGGACAGAUGCCCGGCUCGCCCUUCAUCAAAUCAAAAAGGGUAAAGCAUCAGGCAACAAAGCGGCGCUGUGGUUAAGGACGAAACUUCAGUGGCAUCUCUUCCACCUGGGCCGAUUCGUCCAACGGCACGCGGGCAAAGUCCUUUUCGUUGGACUCCUCGUCCUGUCCACCUUCUGCGUCGGCCUCAAAUCCGCCAGCAUUCAAACGGACGUCGAGAAACUCUGGGUCGAAGAGGGUGGCCGUUUGGAGAAGGAGUUGGCCUACAUGAGACGGACGCUGGGCGAAGGAGCCGGCUCGACCCAUCAGAUCCUCAUCCAGACGCCGAGUAACGGCCAAGGCGGCUCCUUACUCAGCCGCGACGCGCUGCUGGCCCACCUGCGGGCCGUCCAAGCCGCCACCAAAGUCACCGUCGAAAUGUUCGAUACAACGUGGAGGCUGAAGGAUUUGUGCUACUCGCCCAGUUUCCCCAGUUUCGAUAUCCAGUACAUCGAUCAAAUUUUUGAAAACAUUUUCCCGUGCGCCAUCAUCACGCCGCUCGACUGCUUCUGGGAGGGCUCCAAGUUGCUCGGACCCGAUUUCCCCGUCACCGUCCCGAUGCUCGGGUCGGGAAUUCGGUGGACCAAUUUGCACCCGCAACGGCUGCUCGACUCGAUGAAGUCCUUCAAUUUCAACUUUCCCUUCGACACGCUCGAUGACUUUAUGAAACGGGCCGGAAUCACCAGCGCCUAUCAGGAGAAGCCCUGCCUGGACCCGACGGACCCCGAGUGCCCCUUAUCGGCCCCCAACAAGAACAUGACACAGACUCCUGACAUCGGCGCCGAGCUGACUGGCGGCUGCUACGGCUUCGCUACCAAGUUCAUGCACUGGCCAGAAGAUCUGGUUGUUGGCGGCACCAAGAAGAACAAAACGGGACACAUUGUCAAAGCGGAAGCCUUACAAUCGAUCCUGCAGCUGAUGGGCGAGAAAGAUAUGUUCGACUAUUGGUCGCAGACCUAUCGAGUCCAUAACUUGGAAUGGAGCCAAGAAAAGGCCGCCGACAUUCUACACGCCUGGCAGAGAAAGUUCACUCAGGAGGUUCUACGACAUGCCGCCUCUUCCAACGAGACCAAAAACUACAAGAUGCAUCCGUUCUCUUCGGCCAGCUUGGCCAGCAUCAUGACAGAGUUCUCUGAGCUGAGCAUCGUCCGAGUGGCCGUCGGCUACAUCCUCAUGUUGGUCUACGCCGGAGUGUCGCUGAUCAACUGGUCCAACCCGGUGCGAUCCCAGUCGGGAUUGGGCAUCGCUGGCGUCCUUUUGGUGGCCAUCACGGUGGCCGCCGGCCUGGGCUUUUGCGCCCUCAUCGGCAUCGUCUUCAACGCUUCCACCACCCAAAUCGUCCCUUUCCUGGCCCUGGGACUGGGCGUCGACAACAUGUUCCUCCUGACGCACACUUACGCCCAGAGCUGGGACCAGCAGUACCGACGUCACGACGACCACACGGGCCAGAUUCUCAAGCGCUCGGGCGUCAGCAUUUUGUUGUCGUCGGUCAGCAACGCCUGCGCUUUUUUCGCCGCCGCCAUCAUCCCCAUUCCGGCCCUCAGAGCUUUCUCCCUCCAGGCCGGCAUUUUGGUCCUCUUCAACCUGGCCACCUUGUUGCUUGUCUUCCCGGCCAUCAUGAGCCUGGAUAUGAAGCGCCGAGUGGCCAAUCGAGUGGAUUUGCUCUGCUGUCUGGCCGGCGUCGUCUCCAUCGGCUCCUCCGAGUCGGAAACGGAUUGUCCGUCAUCCAAGCCCACCGCCGCCACCCAGCCGCCCGUUCCAGUCGAACUCAAGAAGAUGGACAGGUGCGGCAAAGCGGCUCCCGGCUGCUCGACUCCGACGCUUUCCAAGAAAGCCCCGGCCACCGUCGUCGGUGGAUCGACAACUGCCCAACCACAGGGAGGCAACGUCGAAGCCGGCGAUAGCGAAACGGAUCCGGCCUUGGAUCCGCUUCUCCACUACGUUCCACCCAGCGGCCAGACUGUCGAGUGCCAGACUUGGACCUUGUCCAAAUUUGCCCGUCACUCGUACGGUCGACUUCUGCUCAAAACGCCGGUCAAGGUGCUGGGCAUGGUAGCCUUCAUCGUCCUGUUGGCGGCCAGCGUCUGGGGCAUGAGCAAGGUCAAGAACGGACUGGACCUGACGGACAUUGUGCCCCACCAGACGUCCGAGUACGGGUUCCUAGCGGCCCACGACAAGUAUUUCGGCUUCUACAACAUGUACGCCGUCACCCAGGGCAACUUCGAGUACCCCAACAACCAGCGUCUCCUCUACGAGUACCACGACGCCUUCACCAGGGUCUCGACCAUCAUCAAGAACGACGACGGCGGACUGCCGGAAUUUUGGCUCAGUCUCUUCCGCGACUGGCUCAUCGGACUCCAGCGGGCCUUUGACCGCGACCAGUCGGCCGGCUGCAUCAACCAGGAGCGCUGGUUCUCCAACGCCUCGGACGACGCCAUCCUGGCCUACAAGUUGCUGGUGCAGACGGGCCACGUCGACAAUCCCAUCGACAAGUCUCUGGUCGGUCACGUCCGUCUGGUCGACGGUGACGGCAUUAUCAACCCCAAGGCCUUCUACAAUUACCUGACGGCCUGGGUGACCAACGACGCCCUGGCCUACAGCGCCUCGCAGACGUCGUUGAGGCCCCAGCCGCGCCAGUGGUACCACAACGCGGCCGACGUCGAGCUCAAGAUCCCAAAGUCGCAGCCCAUCAUCUACGCCCAGUUGCCGUUCUACCUCAACAAUUUGGGGUCCACCGAGGACAUCACCGAUAUGAUCGAGCAGGUCCGCGGCAUCUGCAAAAAGUUCGAGGAUCGAGGACUGCCCAACUUCCCCGCCGGAAUUCCCUUCACCUUCUGGGAGCAGUACCUCAAACUGAGGUUCUUCCUUUUCCUGGCCUUGGCCUGCGUGCUGGUGGCCAUUUUCCUGGUCCUCUGCGUCUCCCUGAUGAGCAUCUGGGCCGCCACGGUGGCUGUUUUCGUCCUGGCCGCCUUGGUCCUGGAACUGUUUGGCGUCCUGGGCCUGCUCGGCAUCAAAUUGAGCGCCGCCCCGGCCGUCAUCCUCAUCAUGGCCGUUGGCGUCGGAGUCGAUUUCACCAUCCACAUCCUGGUGGGCUUCGUGACGAGCAUCGGCGGACGGAACAGGAGGACUCAGAUGUCGCUCGAGCUCAUGAUGGCGCCAGUCGUCCACGGCGCCAUCUCCACUCUGCUCAGCAUCGUCAUGUUGGCCUUUUCCGACUUUGAUUUCAUCGUCAAAUAUUUUUUCUACGUCCUGUCCGCCUUGGUUCUCCUCGGACUCGUCAACGGACUCUUCUUCUUGCCCAUCCUACUCUCCCUCGUCGGGCCUCCGGCCGAGGUUAUUCCGGCCAGCGGAGAAGAUCGGAUCGCCACUCCGACGCCAUUGCCGUCGCCGUGCAUGGAACGCUGUUCCAGGCGGGACCACCACUCGAGUGGAGCCGGAUUCCGCUCCCAGUCGGAAAGCGGAAGCAACGGCAACAACAAUAACAACAACAACAACAAUCCGUCGGUGACGUACGUCCCACGCCGGUUGCGCGGCUCUGACCUGUCGCUGACGACCAUCACGGAGGAGCCGCCGUCGUGGACGUCGUCGCACGAGAUUGUCGUCCAGCCGGAAGUGGUGGUGGAGACGACGACGUGCAACGGCAACGGCAGUUGCUCCAACUCGUCGAGCAGCGAGUGCAAUUCCAGUUCGAGCAGCAGCAGCAGCGGCGGUGGAUCGACACCGCCGCCCAUGUCGGUGACGACGACGCACGGCCGACAGACUUUCACCACCAAAGUGACGGCCACGGCCAAAGUCAAGGUGGAAGUCCACGCUCCCAUCUCGCACAGUUCGAUGGAGCCGUCCUACUACAAACACCGGCGGCGGCGAGAUCAGUAGGAACACCUGUCCGUCUCCCUCUUCUUCUUUGUUGUGUACAGCAGUGAGAAAAGUUCAACACAAAAACCAAACAAACAAACAAACAAACAAACGAAACCAAUUGGACAACAUUUCGUCCAAUCGACGCGCACGGGCCAGCCAGUGUUUUUGUACAUUUUUCUUUUUUAACUUUAAAGAAAGGAAACAAAAAAUCGAAACGAAGAAAAUGACUCAGCAGAUCUGUAUCUAUUUAAUAAUGCCAAUUCUUUCUUGUUUUCUUUCUUACCUUGUCGUCCAUCAUCAUGAGUCUCUUAACCUUUUUUUAAAAAUUUCAAAUUUCCCGCUCCUUAUUUGUGGUUCAAAUUUUUUUAUUUUUGACAUUUUUUUUAAUUUCAUUCAAACAUUCUUCAGCCAUCGGUGCCAGUUGUUAAUAUUUUGCCUCCAAUGAAGUUGAAAAACUCAGGUUAAGGAACAAAAAGAAGAAGAAAAAGAAAACCCACACACAAUUUUUUUAGUGACUGAAAACAGGAGCCCGCGAGUUGAAGCAUAAUAGCCUGCCACUCUCCCCCCCCCCCCCCCACCACUCUGAAUUGUAAUGGAAAAACAAAAAAAAAAAAGGAUCGUGUUUUAAAAAAAUAUCCAUCGAGCGAUUAUACCUCACCCUGGAACGUCAAUCCAUCCAAUGAAUUUUUUGUUUUUUUUCUGGUGGAUCUUUAAAAAAAAAAUUCGAAAUUUUUCAAUUUGAUGUUGACGAUCCCUCCAAACCCAAUAUAUAUUUCCUUUUUGUGUUUUUUGUGAACAAAAAUUAAAAGGAAAAAAAAAAAAAAACGAAAAAAAACAAAAAAAAUCUAUAAAUAAGAUAUAUAUAAAUUAUGAGACUCGUCGAAUCGUUGUCCUUCCUCUCUCCCAAAAAGAAAAUAAGGCUGCCACCGGAUUCCAUUCGAUUUUUUGUUUGUUUUUCUUUGACAAUAUCACGCAACCAAUCGACACCAAACCCAAUUGAAAAUAGUUUUUUUUUCUUUUCCUCUCCUCCCCAACAAAUCCCCCCGCCAAUCGUCAUGCCAAUCGCCGUGUGACAACCGAGAGUAUUACCGUGCUAUUUUCGAAUUGAUUUUUAUUAAUUAUUAUUAUUUUGACUAUUUUUUUUUCUUCACUUUUUGAAAUCUCUUGCUGGGUUUUCUCUUACACUCCUGCUCAAUUGUUAAAAAGAUUUUUUUUUUCUUCCCUUUUUUUAAAAUUAUUUUGGUCUUUUUGUCGAUUUUUUGAUCGCCUGUGUCUUAUUACAUAAUAAUGAAAUUUCUGCCUUCGCCACUCUGCCCCCCUCCUCCUCCUCCGAUGUUAUUGUUGUAAAGAAAAACUGUCAAAGAGCAAAUUACCAAUUUUUGUUGGUCAAAUGUCUGCGCACCCGACGAAGGCGUCAAUUAUUGCGACCCCUGUUUACUCAAAAUAAUUAUAAUAAUAAUAAGUAAUAAGAAAAAACACAAAAGUGCAUGUCGUCUGUCUGUGUCUGUCUGUCUGUGAGCGUGAAUGUGUGAAUGUGUUGCGUCACCUGUUUUUAUGCCCAUUGUCAUUUGUGUGUACAGUUUUGACAUUUGAUUCGAGAGUCGAGAGAACAGAGAAACAGAAAAUGAAACAAGAAAUCCAUACAGUGUUUUUCUUUCUGAAAA